Suillus paluster is the source of this 810-nucleotide messenger RNA. RefSeq lists its product as uncharacterized. NCBI's taxonomy places the organism in Eukaryota, Fungi, Basidiomycota, Agaricomycetes, Boletales, Suillaceae. The transcript has 6 exons. The annotation marks the transcript as partial. The record is from RefSeq and is a predicted model, not a curated record.
AGAAAGACGACUUACUACGUUUCUCAAGGUAGGGCAAUUCGCUGCAUGGUUGCUCUCUUUACGAACUUGGAAGACCUGAUUGCCAAAAAUGAUCGCAGGUACGAGGAGCACACGGUGGACAACACCACAGAGUACGUUGUUCCUUUUAUUCUACAAGAUCACAUGCAAUGCGGUUACAUCACGCUCGCACAGGUUUUGCCUUGGAUACACCCCAAGCUUUCAGAACUUGACAGCAAUGAUUCCGAAGAUAUGCUAAAAAAAGGUCUCAGAAGAGGAGCCGAUGUGGCCUGCGGAGAUGAUACAUCCACUCUCAAGGACCUCAUUGCUGCCUGGGUCAAUCAAGAUUUCCGUCUGUCCUAUCUACUCAAGGCUGACGACAAGCACUCAUGUGGUUUCAUUCAUGAAACUUGUGGGAGAUUGCUCUGCCCUGCUGAGUGGGACUGGAGUGAUGCCCGAGUGAAGGCCGGUAUUCACGACCGAACAUCCCAGUAUAUUGUAUCAGAAAAUUCCUGGCCUCUCUUCCUGUACAAGAAUUACUCAAUCAACAGCAACAACCUCGAGAAAGGUCUAUUCAAGUCUAAGAUUCUGGUGCAGGCUUUCAAAGCCACAUUCACCUCUCCGUCUUCCACAAGAGAAGCCAACAUCCUGGAGAACAACAGGCGUGCUAGGCAUGCAUUAAACCACGUCAAGGUUCAUUUCACUCUAUCCGGUGUCAGAUCUUGGCGCACCAUGGAUGGCGACUUUGACUAUGAAAUGUUCUGGAACAACAUCAUGGACUUUUUCGAGGACGUCCCUGGUCCUGUCGCAUGA